CCUGCCGGCGUCCAGCCCGCGGCCCCUUGCCUCGGGCACCAUGGACACCUCCCGGGUCGGCGUGCUCCUGUCCUUGCCCGUCAUGCUGCAGCUGGCGGCCGGGGGCGGCUCGCCGCUGCCGCGGGGCUGUCCCCCGAACUGUCUGUGCGAGCCCGACGGCAGGAUGCUGCUCAGGGUGGACUGCUCCGACCUGGGGCUCUCGGAGCUGCCCUCCAACCUCAGCGUCUUCACCUCCUACCUAGACCUCAGUAUGAACAACAUCAGUCAGCUGCCCCUGAGUCCCCUGCACAGUCUCCGCUUCCUAGAGGAAUUACGUCUUGCCGGGAACGCACUGACGUACAUUCCCAAGGGAGCAUUCGCUGGCCUGUACAGUCUCAAAGUCCUCAUGCUGCAGAAUAAUCAGCUAAGACAGGUACCCACAGAAGCACUGCAGAACUUGCGAAGCCUGCAAUCCCUGCGACUGGAUGCCAACCACAUCAGCUACGUGCCUCCCAGCUGUUUCAGUGGCCUGCAUUCCCUGAGGCACCUGUGGCUGGAUGACAACGCUUUGACAGAAAUUCCUGUCCAGGCUUUCAGAAGUUUAUCGGCAUUGCAGGCCAUGACCUUGGCCCUGAACAAAAUACACCACAUACCAGACUAUGCCUUUGGGAACCUCUCCAGCUUGGUAGUUCUGCAUCUCCAUAACAAUAGAAUCCACUCCCUGGGAAAGAAAUGCUUUGAUGGACUCCACAGCCUAGAGACUUUAGAUUUAAAUUACAAUAACCUUGAUGAGUUUCCCACUGCAAUCAAGACACUCUCCAAUCUUAAAGAACUAGGAUUUCAUAGCAACAAUAUCAGGUCGAUACCUGAGAAAGCCUUUGUAGGUAACCCUUCUCUUAUUACAAUACAUUUCUAUGACAAUCCCAUUCAGUUUGUUGGAAGAUCUGCUUUUCAACAUUUACCUGAACUAAGAACACUGACUUUGAAUGGUGCCUCACAAAUAACUGAAUUUCCUGAUUUAACUGGAACUGCGAACCUGGAGAGUCUGACUUUAACUGGAGCACAGAUCUCCUCUCUUCCUCAAACCGUCUGUGACCAGUUACCUAAUCUCCAAGUGCUAGAUCUGUCUUACAACCUGUUAGAAGAAUUACCCAGUUUUUCAGUCUGCCAAAAGCUUCAGAAAAUGGACCUACGACAUAAUGAAAUCUAUGAAGUUAGAUUCGAUGCUUUCCAGCAGCUGCUCAGCCUCCGGUCCCUGAAUUUAGCUCAGAACAAAAUUGCCAUCAUUCAUCCCAAAGCCUUUUCCACCUUGCCAUCUCUAAUAAAGCUGGAUCUAUCGUCCAACCUCUUGUCGUCUUUUCCUGUAACUGGGUUACAUGGUUUAACUCACUUAAAAUUAACAGGAAAUCAUGACUUACAGAGCUUGAUAUCAUCUGAAAACUUUCCAGAACUCAAGGUUAUAGAAAUGCCUUAUGCAUAUCAGUGCUGUGCUUUUGGAAUGUGUGAGAACGUCUAUAAACUUUCUAAUCAGUGGAAUAAAGGUGACAACAGCAGUGUGGAUGACCCGCAUAAAAAAGAUGCUGGAGUGUUUCAGGUUCAAGAUGAGCGUGACCUGGAAGAUUUCCUGCUUGACUUUGAGGAAGACCUGAAAGCCCUCCAUUCAGUGCAGUGUUCACCUUCCCCAGGCCCCUUCAAGCCCUGUGAGCACCUGUUUGGAAGCUGGAUGAUCAGAAUCGGAGUGUGGACCAUCGCGGUUCUAGCACUUUCUUGUAAUGCGUUGGUGGCCUCCACAGUGUUCAGAGCCCCUCUGUACAUUUCCUCCAUAAAACUGUUAAUUGGGGUUAUCGCUGUGGUGAACAUGCUCACGGGGGUCUCCAGCAUCGUGCUGGCUGGCGUGGAUGCAUUCACUUUUGGCAGCUUUGCACAACACGGAGCGUGGUGGGAGAAUGGGGUCAGUUGCCAAGUCAUCGGGUUUUUGUCCAUCUUUGCUUCAGAAUCAUCUGUUUUUCUGCUUACCCUGGCAGCCCUGGAACGUGGGUCCUCUGUGAAGUGUUCUGCAAAAUUUGAAUUGAAAACUCCUUUUUCUAGCCUGAAAGCGAUCAUUUUUCUUUGCACCUUGCUGGCCCUGACCAUCGCCGCCGUUCCGCUGCUGGGCGGCAGUGAGUAUAGCGCCUCCCCGCUCUGCCUGCCCCUGCCCUUCGGGGAGGCCAGCACCACGGGCUACAUGGUGGCUCUCGUGUUACUCAACUCCUUUUGCUUCCUAGUGAUGACCAUUGCCUACACCAAGCUCUACUGCAACUUGGAAAAGGGGGACCUGGAGAGUAUCUGGGACUGCUCCAUGGUGAAGCACAUCGCUUUGUUGCUUUUCACCAACUGUAUUCUUUACUGCCCUGUGGCUUUCUUGUCCUUUUCCUCUUUACUGAACCUCACAUUUAUUAGCCCUGAAGUAAUUAAGUUCAUCCUUCUGGUGAUCGUCCCACUGCCUGCCUGUCUCAACCCCCUUCUAUACAUCUUCUUUAAUCCCCAUUUUAAGGAGGAUCUGGGGAGCCUGGGAAAGCACGCCCACUUGUGGACAAGAGCGAAACACCCAAGCCUGAUGUCUAUUAACUCUGAAGAUGUCGAAAAGCAGUCUUGUGACUCAACCCAAGCCCUGGUCACUUUCACCAGCACCAGCAUAGCCUACGACCUGUCUUCCAAUUCUGUGUCAUCACCAGGUUAUCCAAUGACAGAGAGCUGUCAUCUUUCAUCAGUAGCAUUUGUCCCUUGUCUCUAAAUAAUUUGUGAGAGAAAAUGCUUCCAAAUGUGAGGUUGAGCACCUCAGAGCAGUAGCUAAGAAGAGCUGAGUUGAAACUUGGUUAAAAAAUGAACAAACAGAACUAAGCAUGAAGAAGCCGAAAACCUAUUGAUACUUGAGAGUGAAAAAUAAGUCUAAAUGCUGCUUGGAUAGUUUGUUCAACUAAGGGAUGGACCAGUCACAAUAUUUAGAUGAACCCCAAUCGAGAAAACAGAUUGAAAAUUCUUCGGAAAAGAUAAUCCACGUUUAAAAUUGCAUUGUCUUUAAACUCACCAGUAUAUUCAUGUAGGGGAGAGGAAGAUCAUUUGCUUACAAAAUGAAUUUAUUUAGACCUGAAAAUCCCUUCAAAGAUGGCUGAAGAUUUGAGGAAAAUAAGAGUUUUAAACAGUCUAGAGUACUAAGGAAAUGCUGUGCCCGAUAGGAUUUUAUUCCAAUGACCACACGGAGGUGUUUUAAUCUUAUUUUGCAUUUCUUCAAAAGGAUACUUCAAAGUCACCAGUCUUUAGAUGGAUAAGGUAAGGAAGGCAUUCUCAUAUUCAGAUCAUUUUUAGAGUUAACUAGGUUUUAUGUAUCAGCACUAGAUUGUUUUACCCUUAAUGGAAUAAAACUUACAAAUAGUUUGAAAGGAAAAUUGGGUGAAAUUUUUACACUAGUACAGUUAGUCUUGUCUAAUUCAGUUUUAAUUCCUUGGUGCCCAAAGCUUAGAAGGCAAAUCCAUUGCCGGCAAUGGACCUACCUAGAAAAGAUAGAAGGUCAUGUGGGAUUUUUUUUCUUUGUGAAUGAGUGCAUGUUUUCUGCAAGAAGAUUUAUCACUUGAUUCAAACCAAUAUGCAUCUUACAAUAAUGGUCAAACGCAGGCAUGACAUAAUUUAUGUCUGCUGGUGUAAUCUCUUAAACAGGUAUCUCCAGUAGCUCUUGCAAAGAUGUCUGACUCAACUGCGACUCAGUAAUGUGUUAUCCUGUUUGGUAACAUGUUAUCCUGUUUAUUUCACUUGGUUUUAACUGUGUUCUCCUUGGAUCAAUCCUCUGAUAAUAGGAACAUUACUUCUCUACUUAUUCCAUAUUCAUUUGUAUAUUAGAUAUUUUAAGAGACAAAUUAUUAAAUAUUAAAAAUCAAAAGAUUAAUUCUUAAUUUUUAUUACCCUAUGUUAGCUUCAAAACAUCCAAAGCAAAAGGUUAUUAGGUAGAUUUAUUUUUAUAAAAGCAUGUUUAUUUUGAUCAGAUGUUUUAACUUGGAAUUGAAAAAGUACAUUUAUGAGAUAUUCUAUAAGAUGUGUAAAUAUAGAACUGUAUUUAUUACUACAGUAAAGAUGCAACACCAUUAAGGACAAUGCUAAACCAUGUACAGUGGCAUACUCUUCCACAUACAUUGUGUUUCUCUGCCUGUUUUCUUUAAAUUCAUUAACUGUAUAUAUGUAAAUAUAUAGUACAUGUAAAUAGAUUUCAAAUUAGUUUUUCUAUUGGAUAUAAAUAAAUUUGUAAUAAAAUGUGUGACUAUAAAAUAAAAUAUCUUCAAGUCUC
Messenger RNA from Lepus europaeus (European hare), 4294 nucleotides. RefSeq names its product leucine rich repeat containing G protein-coupled receptor 5 (gene LGR5). Gene Ontology annotation, cellular component: membrane. The transcript has 18 exons. Gene Ontology annotation, biological process: G protein-coupled receptor signaling pathway. Bases 41 to 2752 code for a protein of 903 amino acids. The record is from RefSeq and is a predicted model, not a curated record. Gene Ontology annotation, molecular function: G protein-coupled receptor activity; protein binding; protein-hormone receptor activity. Lineage: Eukaryota; Metazoa; Chordata; Mammalia; Lagomorpha; Leporidae.